CUAUUUCGGUGCCACUCAAAACAAUCGCUGGCCCUAUCUCUCACACACCCAAACCCAACAUUAUUAAUACUCUUCCUUCUCUUUACCUUUUACUUUUCGAAGCAAAAACACCAUAACAAAACACCCAGAAUUUGUGGGUUCCAUUCCCAAAACAAAGAACAAGAAGGAGAGAGAGAGAGAAUGCAACGGGAGAAACAAAAAACAGAAGUAUUUCUGUGAUUGAUUCUCUGCAACCGAAUCAUCAUCAGCCACUUCUUCUCCCCGUUUCAGCUCUCCCCUCUCUCUUCUUUUCCUCGGCUCUGGUUCGGUAAGGCGUAGGGGGUUGUUAUUAUUCUUCAUAAUGGUUGCAACAGCUGCUACGGCGUCGUUUCUCCCUGUGCCUUCGCCGGACGCUGGAAAAGGGAAACCCAAGGGUGGUGGUGGCGGCGGCGUUUCUGUGAACCUCGGAGGACUCAAAGAGAAGCAAGGUUUGUGCGGUUGCUUGCAGGUCAAGGCAAACGCACAAGCCCCUCCGAAGACCAUGGAGAAGGUUGAGAAUGAUUUGCCAUGGUUGCCGUCGUCGUCGAUUUCGCACGCCCCGAGGACUUUUAUAAAUCAGUUACCUGACUGGAGCAUGCUUCUGGCCGCCAUCACCACCGUGUUCCUCGCGGCGGAGAAGCAGUGGAUGAUGCUGGAUUGGAAGCCGCGCCGCCCCGACAUGCUCAUUGACCCCUUUGGGAUUGGGAAGAUCGUGCAGGACGGGCUCGUGUUCAGGCAGAACUUCCCCAUAAGGUCUUACGAAAUUGGCGCAGACAAAACUGCGUCAAUAGAGACCUUAAUGAAUCAUUUGCAGGAGACUGCACUUAAUCAUGUUAAGACCGCUGGGCUUCUAGGUGAUGGAUUUGGUUCCACGCCUGAAAUGUGUAAGAAGAACCUGAUAUGGGUGGUGACUAAGAUGCAGGUUGUGGUUGAUAAAUAUCCUACAUGGGGUGAUGUUGUUCAAGUAGACACGUGGGUUUCUGCAUCAGGGAAGAAUGGUAUGCGUCGUGAUUGGCUUGUGCGUGACGCCAAAACUGGUGAAAUCUUGACAAGAGCCUCCAGUGUUUGGGUCAUGAUGAAUAAAGUGACAAGAAGACUGUCUAAAAUUCCCGAAGAAGUCAGGGCAGAGAUAAGCUCUUAUUUUGUGGAUUCUGCUCCAGUUGUGCCAGAGGAUAACAGAAAACUAACCAAACUUGAUGAUUCAGCUAAUUUCAUUCGCACUGGUUUAAGUCCCAGAUGGCAUGAUCUAGAUGUGAAUCAGCAUGUUAACAAUGUGAAGUAUGUUGGGUGGAUUCUGGAGAGUGCUCCGCAGCCACUUUUGGAGAGCCAUGAGCUAUGUGCCAUGACAUUGGAGUACAGGAGGGAGUGUGGCAGGAACAGUGUGCUAGAUUCCCUCUCUGAUCUCUCCGGUGCUGAUGUUGGAAACUUAGCAGAUGAUGGAUUUUUUGAGUGCAAGCACUUGCUUCGACUUGAUGAUGGUGCUGAGAUUGUGAGGGGCAGGACCGAAUGGAGGCCAAAACCCUUAAACAGAAACUUUGGUCAUGUUUUGAGUCAGGUUCCUGUUCCAGCAGAAAGCACCUGAAUCUCAUUGAUUGACAUCAAUGGAAGAGUGGCAUAAUUCAUGUUCCCACUUGCAGAUUGGAGAGCUUUGCUUGUUGCCUUAAAAUAUAAAACAAACAAAAAAUAAUAAUAAAAAAACUCGGUCUUAUCAUUUUGUAAUUAAAAAAUAGCUCCUACCACUACUUUCCCUUCUGCUCCAUUUCGUUUAUGGUUAUGCUGCUGCUAGGUGUCAUCAAAAUUUAAUUGUUUCAUAAAAAUGGCUAAGCGUGUAUAUUAUAGUUCUUUUUUCUUUUCCCUUAUAAGAAAGAUGCAAUAUUCCUCGUGAACAUACCAAAACAAAUAAAGCUAUGUAUAGCUUGCAGGAAAGGCCUCCUGGGUCUCUUUUGUGGUUUCUAUUAUUAGCAAUUAAUUGCGCACACAAAUAUGGGUCAUGUGACGGGAUGGAUUCUAGCUAUAUAGACAACUUCAUAUGACCGGCACUAUCAUGUAGACAUGUAUGUUCCGAGAGAUUUAACCAUUUAUGAUUUAUCCAUCUCAGGCUGUGAUCUUUUUUA
Glycine soja is the source of this 2132-nucleotide messenger RNA. Its product is annotated as palmitoyl-acyl carrier protein thioesterase, chloroplastic-like. The coding region runs from base 341 to 1600 and encodes 419 amino acids. Gene Ontology annotation, molecular function: fatty acyl-[ACP] hydrolase activity; acyl carrier activity. The record is from RefSeq and is a predicted model, not a curated record. The transcript is spliced from 7 exons. Gene Ontology annotation, biological process: fatty acid biosynthetic process. Lineage: Eukaryota; Viridiplantae; Streptophyta; Magnoliopsida; Fabales; Fabaceae.